GGAACUGGCCUUCGUGUUCGUGACACGGAAUCUCGGGACCCCGCGGACAUCGGAUUCAAGAGGCUCACGAGAGAGAUCUUCGAGGAGCACGGGCCACGGCGAGGACGACCCUUUUUCCGCGUGCAAACGCCCUCGUGGGAUCACUGGAGGAUAACCGGGUGGGAAGGGAGAGCGGGUUUCGGAAAGAGUCGCAGCAGAAUGAGUGUCGAGGACGCCAUCAAUUACUCGCCCAGCGAGGAGGAGGACUAUUACGCUCUGUUGUCCUGCGACGAAUCUUCCACGGUCGAGCAGAUUACAGCGGAAUAUAAGGUAUUAGCUCUUCAGUAUCAUCCGGAUAAAAACGAAGGUGACAAGGAGGCCGAAAAGAAAUUUCAACAACUACAGUACGCAAAAGAGGUUCUAUGCGAUCCCGAAAAGAGAAGCAACUACGACAAAUGGCGGAAUAGUGGUAUCAAGAUCAGUUACAAACAAUGGCUCGGCAUGAAGGAGCAUGUACAGCAGACCAUGCAUUGGAGCACGCCGAAGACAAAGGACAGAAUGUUGCCAGAUACGACUGAAGAGGCAGGUGGUUCACCGGCUCACCUCAAAGGUCAUCCUACAAACGCACACAGGAGGGCUUCGGAGGGUGGUGCUGGUCUGUACUACCGUUCGGGCCAUGGGGUCCCGUUCUAUCAGGAAUCCAACGAGGUCGUCAGUAAGUUUCGCAAUUAUGAGAUUUAAAAGGUCCCCCAACGUAAUUCUCAUCGGAACCGACUCCAUUGUACCGGAUGCCCUUACGACAACAGGACAAACAUGUUGCAUUAGACAAAUAUCUACCUGUAUAUGAGUGUACAGGACGUUGGUCGGAUCGCGUUGGCAUGUACGUACUUCAUAAGAUGAGUUGAAAGAGAGAGAGAGAGAGACACAUGAGUUUCAUCGGUCAUCAUCGAGCAAUUCGUUAUGUUUCUAUCUCGUUUACGUGUGAUUUUCAAGAGAUUUUUGUCGCUGUUCACCUUAUGUGAAGCUGCGCACAUGACGGUCUUAUCAUUAAUGGUGUAGAACGUUCAUCGAAACGAUCGAAUAAUCGUAGAUGUUUUCAAAGACUUCACGAAAAUGAUAAACGUUUGCGUUUACGGUUUUCUAUCUUGGACAGGUUCUCCGCGGAUUAUUUUUUUCGUCGCUUUCAGAACGCGCGCGCCAACUCGAUCCAACAAAUCGCCCUGGUACACGUGUACGUGCUCGCAGUCGCGCGUACGUAUCGCCUUCAGAUUUAUAUUUUGUUAUACUAUACUAAGCACGACGAGAGGAAAGGGUAGAAGAACGUGGGAGGAGGACGUUUGGUAUUAUCAUUUAAACUCCCUUUCUGAGGUCCCUCCCGAUUAAAAACGUCCGACUGUCCGGUCGCGAAUACAUUAUAAGUCGAGUCUCUCUCGAUCGCGCAUUUCUGUGUGUGUGUCUCUUGAUCUUACGAGAUGUUUAGCGGCAGAAGUUAAACGAUGUAGUGUCAAGGACAGUCUAGUUUUAUCUGUGAUCCCGCGAAUGCAUUUUCCGCUAGUGAUUAAUUGGUCGUUUCAAUCGUAAAUAUACUGGAAGGAAAUACUCAAGUGUCUGCUAAAGGGAAACCUUUCCUUUUGUGAAUCCAUUCCACUCACGAGAAACGGAAUUUCGUCGUUACGAUUAUCAGCACUUCGAGUAUUAAUCGAUUUUCGUCGUCCAAAGUCAGAUAACUGACCGUGACUUUUGAUGUGUAACUUUCGUCUUUGUGUGGAGAUAUUGAUUUUAAACGUCCUGUAUUUCUAAACUGCGGUUGCAAAAUUGGACGACGGAAUUGCAAAAUGGAUUGAACUGAAGUCAACCGGACCACAAAUGUUGCAAACGUCGAUCUUGCUAGAUACGAUGUUUUAAAUGAAGAGAACGUAACUAAAUAUAUAGCUCUCUAUCAAAAUGUAAAAUAAAGAGUAUAUAAAAGUAGUAGAAUAGUUUAUAUGAAAUUGUUAUAUCUCUCUAAAGUAUAUAAUGUCUAUAUUAUUAUAUAUUUUGUCGAGUAAAUGUUGCUACUGGUUCCGUAACUAUUCUAUAGGCAUUGACGUUUCCAACAUUUGUCUCCGGGGACCCCUUUGUUCUCUCCUCUUUUCUAUUCGAUCGACCAUCAUCGCUGCAAAAUUAAUUCAGGGAUUCAAUUCCACGAAACGCUGGGGUUAAAGCUUUUGUGGGAUAAAGCUUAAGUAUUUCUUUCCGUAAAUGGAACAGAUCGACGAUGGCGCACUUGUACCUGUGUCCGAUGCCAAAUGCAAGAUACGUCAUUCUCCUCCGACGACAAUUGCGACGGCUCUUCUCCGUUACGUUAAGUGACGUCACGCGCGUGCGGAUUAUCCAAGUUUUACUUCUUUUAUAGAAGAGAGUUGAAAACCGGCGGCGGUCAUUUCGGCGAACUCAUUUUUCGACGCUGUAAGAACACAAAAGGAUCAUUUGCAAAGAGCAAAAAAAGAAUGUUGUUACUAUUACGGGUUCGCAGCAUCGAGACGUGAACUCGUCUGAAAUUAUUUGAACCGCGUGCUAAAAGAAAUGAUAAAGCUCUCGGUGGAUUCUCGCAGCAUUGCGCAUCGCACUUUUACAUUCCGACGGAUUUGCGUCCUCUCUUCACGUUCGACGCAGCUGUCGAGACAAUUCGUCGUCGGUGAAUUGCGUUUGGCAUAUAAUUGAGAAUGCCUAUUUAUAACCGAUAAUUAAUAAUAACUUAGUGACAGUUUAAUCCUGGAUGUGUCGAUGUGUAUAAUCUUAUGAUAAGCGUUCUCUCGCGGGGAGCUCGUCCCUCGUUUACAUACAUUAAUGAUGACGUCGUUCAUGCCUUCCAAUUUAGGUGUUUUCCUAGUCGAACGCGUUGUAUCUAGAUAUCCACAUAUCAGGGCUACGUGUUUGAUAGCUCGGGAUCAUUAAAUUUGAGACACGUGUGAAAGAUGAGACACAAAGUUAAACAUAAAUGCGACGUUAAGUCAACCGAUAAAAGUACAGCUUGGCGGGAGUGUCUAAAUAUAAUGUGUUCGAUCUGGAAACGAUUAAAUGGAACUGCAAGCAUUGAUGACGUCUUGCCUGAAUUGAAUCGAUCUUCAACCUCACGAAAAUAAAAUGUGAUCUCCCGCACCCUUUAUCGAAUUUCAAAACAUAUCACCGGUAGGUCCAUUUCGCCUUCCUGUUUUAUUUUCGAGUUUCGACGAAGAGAGGUACAUUAUUCAUGCAGCGUGAGAUAGGAGGAUAUAAGCGGGGUAAUAAUUGAAGUCGUUGGGUAAAACGAGAGCCAAUCUUGGCACCUACACAGACGCAAUAAAAAUGGCUAAUAAACGGCUAGUAAAUGCCAAUGAAGAGAGAGAGAGAGAGAGAGAGAGAGAGAGAGAGAGAGAGAGAGAGAGAGAGGCAAGAUCAAUAUUACCAACUCCGGUGAGUCCAAUGACAUUUUUCUGCCUUAAUUUUAGACUAUCAGGUUAAUUCUUUUUUUGUAUAAAGGAUAGAUUCUUUUGACGGGAAAGAAUAUAUACGUCGCUUUGAUGAUAUAAUUAAACACUUUUUCUUCUGUAUAAAUCUUCUCCCUGGUUGAGUGAAAUAACGCAGUGAUUUCUCGAUGAUAAAUUUAAGCUAUCGAAAAGUCAUUUAUACCUGCUCCAGGGGUUUCAAUUUCCCUAAACGUUACGAAGAAUCCUCCGACGUUGACUGCAAUCAUCCGUUUUUUUAAUGUCACGAAUACUCGGAGCCAAUAAGGAAUCAAGUCGUCGUUUGUUUAUAUCGUCGAAUGCACAGUGUCGAGUCGCUUGUCAUUCCAAUUGAACGCUUCCUAAAAAGGAUAUUUUCAGAAUUGACCCGUAGGAAAAGAAACACACAAUGGCGAAAAAGAGAAAACGAAUAAAAAUAACGUGAGUUACCAUGAGAAAAGAAAAUGUGGUACAAGAAAUGUGAAAUUGUCCAACUUACAUAUGCGACGGACAUUUUUCGAAACGACGGGUCGCCGCGGGGUCGAAAAGCCCUUUCUCUCUUUUUUUUUUUUUUACUAUCGCUCCCAUUCUUUUCUCGCCUUCUUAGAUUCUUUGUUGAGAGACCCGAAGAAAAUAUCUUGCUGCUCGACUUGGCUCCCUAUCGGGUCUGUGCAAGCUCGACGUUAGUGCGCGGUCAAUCGAAUUAGUCGAACAUGUAUAAGCGUCCGCUCACGCUUCGUGGGAUUCGCCGCGCGAUCGAUCCUCUAGACGUAUAUACGAGACGGCGGAUGCACAGCUACACUUAAAGGCAUAUCUGCGACAAGUGAAUCGCGCCUGAUUAUGCUGCAAACCGACGACGCGGUAGCACGAUCUAUCGUGGGUCUGAAUUCAAAUAUAGGUCGAUUGUUACCGAUGUCUUCGUUUUCGCAAGUUUGACCAUCCCGCAAAAGGAUUCUGCGUUAUAGUUUGGACCUAUAUUUUUUUUUUAAUACCUAUAUACUGUUUCUACUGAAAUAUAUGAAUUUAAUAGUCUGUCGGAAACGUGCUUGUAAUGGUUGACGAUGUAACAGAAAUAUCUACCAUGUGGACUUUUAAUAUUUCCAACCUUUCGCAUUUUUUUACACAGAUUGAAUGGUGUUUUUCAGGAGAUUUUCUCUCGCGAUGAAAUUGAGAUUGAGGCUUUAUUUGGAUAAAACUGGGUAAAAGUCAGGCGAGAAAGGCGCAAAAAGUUUUAAUCUCGCCGGGACAAAGUUUAGAUUAGGUGAAACGGCACCGGCCAAGGGCGUUCAUAAAAUUCCUCCAGUCUACUUUGACUUAUUUCCGAAGCUCCGAAGAAUGUAGCAACUAAGUCAGUAAGAGUAAGAUAAAUGAGGAAUUAAAAAAAAAAAAAAAGAAAUUGUAGAGAUGGAAUACUAUGCCUUCACUUGGCUGGUAAUAUCUUUCUGCGUAUAUGUUAGAGGAAAGUAGGAAGUAUUACUAUUUAUUGGAAAAGUAGCAUAAUUUCGCGCGUACGUGCGUAUGGAAGAGAACUAAUAUCCGAGUCUGAAAUCUGACUCGUUAUUCUCUCGUUUAUUAAGCGAACAAGAUUAAUUAUGAACUACGUUAGAACCAAAUUGAAUUAACGUUGAUGCGAACGGAUGAAGAGAUCGUUAUUAUCUGAUUCUAGAGAUUGUUUAAUAUUAUUUCAUGAGGAAGCGUUAUCAGACGGAAAGAUUGCGGGGAUCUUUUGCCCGUGAGAGUGUUUUCUAAUACAAAACGAAUUUCUAAGACAAGAGAAUAGUGCGGCCGAUUGUGCCCGUUGCUGUCGAAAGUCUAUUGGACCAUCCUGUACAUGUAUCUAUAUCUAUAUUUUUCUAGACGGGCCCGUGAAUUUUUUGGCCUGUGAGACACGUUGUUUACAUGACUAUAUCAUACAUACCUAUUUGUCGUUUACGAUUGACCUGUCGCAAGCGCCUGAGGGAAAGGUCGAAGUCUGUUCAAACGCCUAUCAGUACGGUGCUCACGAUCGAAGAGAAUCCGAUACGUACCUUUUACGUUACUACACGUGCGUUUACGAUACCGUCAUUGGAGAGAGACGGAACUUGCGCGUUCCCUUAAAAGGAUAAUAAGAGGGAAAGCUUAUCCCUUCCCCCCUUCUUUAGAAGAUUUUGCCUGAUCAAUUGAAGCCUUGAAUUACAAACCAUGCCAAUUCCAAUAAACAGAUAAUUAAGUAUACCACCGAGCACAUUUUUAUCUAAGUGCAUUUAGGUGACAGAAUUUUUUAUAUAUUAUUAUAUUAAAGAAUACCAAACCUCCGUGUUCUAUGUUGUAUAAAAUGAAUUUAUGAAAGCAAUGUCUGGAUAUUCUAAAUCCUUCAAUAUUAUUUAUUAUAAUUUUUUGAAACCAUUCUGAAAUAUUUAUGAUUUUUUAAGCAUAAUUUAGAAUUAAAAAUUUCUAAUCAAAUCACAUCUUUUUAAAACAAAAUAUAAAUUAGAUAUGUAUCUUUUUUUAAAGAUUUUGAUACUUUUUGAACAAUUGUUUAAAUUACAAUUCCAAGCAUAUCGUAUAUAUCAUGUUAUUAAAAAUUUCCUUGCUUUUGUAAAUGUCAGGUUAUUAGUGCCGCUUAUUAAUAGCCUUUUUUAACUCAUUAUAUAACGUUAAUUAUGUUAUACAACGUUUGUGCAGGGAAAUCAAUAGCUGUCUUUCGCUUCAAUGUCUACAGCUAAUGGUUAUAGUUACCAAAUGCUUUGAACAAAUAAUUACAAAAACAUAAGAUAUAAAUUGGAGUUUAUAUUAACAAAAUAAACAGCGAAUCUUUUUCUUUCUAUGUAUCGAUAAAUUGUCGAUAUGAAAUUGAUCUCACACUGAGAUAUUCAAUUAAUGUUACUAAAUCUUUUAACUGUUAUAUAAUAAUUUUAUGUUGAUUAUUGAUUAAAAAUUAGCAGUUAUAAAUUAGUAAUGUAUUUUUAUUUACAUAUUAAUCGACUGGUAUAUAAUUGCGUGAUGGCUACUAUAAUAAUUAUACAAAUACAUAUAUGCAGAUACGGAAGUUGGAGUACAAAUUAUUAACUGAGAAAAAAUUUGAAUUUGUUAAAAUAAUUAUUAUUUUAAAGAAAUAUGAUACUUUUAAUAUAUUCUUAAAACAUGAAAUAGUUUAGUCAAUCAUGUUAAAUAUCACAACCUGUGCAACUUACUGAUUGGUGAACAGUAUUUUCGACUGUCCUUACGAGUUGUGCGAAUUUUUUGAGUGCGUGACAGAGUGUGGAUGAAAUUAUAGAUUGUGUGUAAAUGUCUAAUAUGCAGUUAAAUGCGUAAUCAAAUACAUAUGUUGUAUAUUCGUCUCGCGCUGGUCGACGCGGCGAUGUAUUACUCGUAUCAGUAAAAAAAUCAAUAAAUAAAUGUGUUUAAUUAUGAAAUAUA
Monomorium pharaonis (pharaoh ant) is the source of this 6842-nucleotide messenger RNA. RefSeq names its product J domain-containing protein (gene jdp). Bases 199 to 720 code for a protein of 173 amino acids. Gene Ontology annotation, cellular component: cytoplasm. The record is from RefSeq and is a predicted model, not a curated record. The transcript has 5 exons. Lineage: Eukaryota; Metazoa; Arthropoda; Insecta; Hymenoptera; Formicidae.